GCCCGGGCCAGCGGGGCCAGCGGAGCCAGCUUAUUCCACACUGCUUUACACGUAAACAUGCUGGUCCAGACCGACACCAGUUCGACACCAGUUCGACACCAGUUCAGCACCAGAACCUACUCCGCCCGACAGAGACACGCGGCCCUGCUCGGUCCUCCUCCUGCUUAGUAGGGUCACUCCGCUUUCUGCACGACCUUCCGAGUUCCGCUGCAGGCCCCGCCCCCUGCCCGCGUUCAUUGGCUGUUGCUCUCAUGUGCGACUCGCUCAUUGAGAACCCAAACAUGACGGCGGACAGUCGGCCUGAAGCUGCCUAUAAUGAGCUGAGGGAGGACUGCAGUGGACCCUCUCAGUCUGGUAGAUGGAGCUCCUACUUUCUGACCCUCAGUUUGAUUCUGGCCGCUGAAACUUUCAUCACAGCCUGCUUUCUGUACCACUUCACCUCCGAUAUCCACACAACUGAUGAGUCUCUGAGGCAGGGACUGUACCCCAUUGACUGCCUCUACCAGUAUUUAGAUCAGGAGGAAGAUGAGCUGAACGGAGGAGGGAUGACGAGCUGUGAGCUGAUGAAGAAAGAGUUUCAGAACAGUGCUCAGCAGAGGAUCCUGCUGGACAUCCAGAACUCCUUAUGGCAGACGUUAGGAGAACACAACGUUACCCAGAUUUUCAAACCAGCCGUUCACCUCGGAGCCAAGCAGGAGCUGAAGCAGUACCACCAUCUUCAGAAAACAGGUGAUCCUACUGAGGCGGUCACACCUGCAUUAGAGCAUCUCAACUGGGAGGCCCUGAGUGGACAGAGCAGUCUGGAGGGCCUGAUGCGCCUCAGUCCUGACGGGGAAAUUGUGGUGCCGCAGGACGGGAUUUAUUUUGUUUACUCUCAGGUUUAUUUCGAAAGUUCACACUCGGGACGUGACCUGCAGUUCACACAGUACAUGUUCAAGCAGACGGCACUGCAGCCGGAGCCGGCGAUGCUCGCCAAAGCCACAGCGACUCCUUGUCUCAUGUCAGAAUCUGGUGCGGCUCUGUUCUCCAGCCACCAAGGGGCACUGUUUCACCUGGAGAGGGGCGACAGACUUUCACUGUACAUACACAACUUGGGGACUGUCCGCUUCGCCCCAGAGUCCACUUACUUCGGGGCCUUUAUGAUAGACUGAUGGAACCUGCACAUCUGCAGAGGAGAUACUGGACACGUGUCUGAUGAACAGACCUAUCCACCACUCCUGAGACCCACCACAGGAAUGAGAUGUGUCAUAACACUGAUAUUAAAUUCAACAGCUACUAAUAAAAGAGCACUAAAUCAGCUCACUUUGGUCAGGAGUGCAGAAGAUUGAGCUUCUUGUGUAAUAAAUAAUUAGGAAUGUCCAAUAUUUUCAGGUUUUGUAUGAUUUUGAUCUGAAGGUUAAUACUUGGAUAAACUUUUUGUGAUAGUGUUUGUGCUUUAAGGUCAUUUGUUGGCUUAAAAACUAAGUAAAGUAUAUUUUGAAGUUGUUUGUAAUGUUAA
Messenger RNA from Pygocentrus nattereri (red-bellied piranha), 1498 nucleotides. It is a transcript of the gene tnfsf10l4, whose product is annotated as tumor necrosis factor (ligand) superfamily, member 10 like 4. The record is from RefSeq and is a predicted model, not a curated record. Lineage: Eukaryota; Metazoa; Chordata; Actinopteri; Characiformes; Serrasalmidae. Gene Ontology annotation, cellular component: membrane. Gene Ontology annotation, biological process: immune response. Gene Ontology annotation, molecular function: tumor necrosis factor receptor binding. The coding region runs from base 252 to 1151 and encodes 299 amino acids. The transcript has 6 exons.